Molecule: messenger RNA, 1841 nt
Organism: Plasmopara halstedii
Lineage: Eukaryota; Oomycota; Peronosporomycetes; Peronosporales; Peronosporaceae
Exons: 1
Coding region: 774-1019 (81 amino acids)
Source: RefSeq, a predicted model, not a curated record
GUUGAAUUAUUGUUUUUCUAUAAGAUACUUCUAAUGAUAUCGUUAUAUCACUAACUACAUUUAAGAUCUUAAAAUACAGUCAGUGAUUAUUAAGCAAUGCACCCACAAAGCGAGAUAUUCUAAAUGGCAGGCUCUACUUGAUCUUGAAAGGGUGCCAAAAAAACGCAGAUUGUUACUUGAUGAUGACCACGUCGGAACAUAAACUUGCAAAUCUAGGGAUGAAAGAGUUCGAAAAUGUGCGCGUUUGCGUUUAAUCAUGUCACUUCUCGAAUGGCCUGUCGACGUUGCAUACAUACACGCGCUGUAUUGCACAUACCGUAGAAGGACUAUCUGCCACGAACGCCUUCCCAGCCCUGGUGUCAAGCUGGCUCUGAGCCUCUGCGCUAAUCUUUCGAAAUGGUGCCAGAGUAGCAAUGAGCUCAAGCACUGGCUUCAUUCUCCUAAGGAUCUUGCAACCUUUACCGACGCUCGCCUUUCAGACAUGUACCACCUAAACCAUUAGUACAUUCUCCAUAUGUCCUACCGCACCGUUAUGUAGCGAAGAUAAGAUAAACGUCUAUCCUCACGCACCCUCCCGUCAAGUCGCGAGUGGCCACUCCAUGUGUACCUUUUUAGGUACGAAGGACUGCAAAGCACGGCCGACGACUGGUGUGACACCGAGACGCUGUAGUCCGUAAAAAGCACCCUCCACAGCCCAAUCGCCAGUAUUUUUUCAGCCGCAUAGCCAGGCGAGUCGAUAUUAAACCUGUCGUGACGCUUCAAAACGUGCACAAAUGGGAUUGAAUUCUCAACGUAGUUUUUUCUUGCAUCUAAAGAAAUCAUCAACAUCAUUGUGUUGGUACACGUCAUUGUCGGGACAUGACAAACCGUUGAUGUAUCAUGUUGGUAGUAGCAGCCAUGAUUUUCUUUUUUGUCUGAGCAGUUUAAAGAAAAACGUGAACAAAAAAGUGCAGAGACUUAAGGUUGUUGGAAUUAAGAAUGGAAGAGUCGGAGACUUUGAUGGUUUUUAUAGUGUUUGAUGCACUAAACGUUCGAUUGGAUUCCCUUGCCUGGAACCAAACGGCUUUUGGGAUUGAAGGCCGGGGGCCAAAAUUAUAGUCCAGGAUCGAGUCCCGUUUCUGGAGCUUCUCUUGCUGGCGUGCGCUCUGUCCGCAGCCGCAAGGGCAACUCUCAUUCGCUGAAUUCCUACGCACGACUUUGACAUUCUCGUCUGUCGGCACGCAACGCGCGCCUUGCUGUAGAUACUGUCCAGGCUGUGUGCGAUCGGAACCAUUUCCCAUUUUAGGACGUCAGCCAGUCUAUAAAUUCGCGCAGACUGUAAGAGACUACACUUUGUUUGAGCGACAGCAGCUUUUUAUACGAGCUCUGCCACUCGCUGUACUUCGAGAACGAUCACAUUACAUACACAAGAGCCAUUGAAUCGAGAGCGUUGGGGGGCACGCCUUGCUCGAAUCGGUCAAUUACUCGUGCAUUGCUUAAUUAAGCCUUUCAUGGUCACUUCUGUCCCACCCCCUGCGAUUACUACGCAACCAAUGCCCAGACUAGACACCUCGACUACAAAUACCAACACUCGAUCGCCAAAUAAAGAGCUCGUUAGCGCUAUGUUUCAUCAUUAUGCGAUCAAUCUUCCUCUUAUGACUCCACCCGUCGUCAGUGAUAGAACAAGUCUUACAAAUAGCAGUACUGAACCAUCACCUCAAGCUACAAGUAUGGAAUUCAAGGCUUUAUACGAAACAAGAAGUCGAGAUCAAGAUCAUGAACCAGAAGAACAAGACGAAAGUUGGAAUCACGAGAUUGAUGAAGCCGAAGAGCUUCGAGAGACGCUACUUCGACGAUCUACA